AUGGGAGAGCCCUUCGGCCGCUGGAGCAGCACCCCGUCCCGGGGUGAAUACGACGACAGGACCCCGCUCCGACGUUCCAACAGCUUCGCCCGCCCCACCGGGAAGAGCAUCUACAACCAGCGCAAGGACUACGGGCAGACCCUGCUCAAGCUCCAGAGCGAUUUCCAGCACCACGUUGAGCACCUGCUCACGCUGCGCCUGGAGCGGGACCUCCGCAGCGCCGAGGAUUGUCUGGGGCGCCUGAAGAGCCUGGAGGAGCAGGGACGGGUCUGGGGACAGGGUGUCGUCCUGCAAGUCAAGGACCAGGAGYUGGUGCUGAGCGAUGUGGAGAGCAAGGAGGAGCUGGAGGCUUUCCCGCUGGGCAGCGUGCAGGGCUGCUCCGCCGGGCUGGACAACACCGUGCUGACCAUCAGCGUCCAGGAGUGGAACCCGCCGGGGACCAGCGUCCUGCUGUUCCAGUGCGAGCAGCUGGGGGCAGAGACGCUGAAGAGCAGCCUGGAGAGGAUGUUGAGGCAGCGGAAGGAAGAGCCGAGGAAUCACUACGGGCACAGGUACGGGGGGGACAGGGCUCUGCGGCCCCUCCCUGGGGACAACUACGCUGGGCCCCUCCCCUCUCGCCCCCCAAAGUUGYGCUGGGUCCUGGAGCACUGCCCCAGCCCCGGCCUGGCCCCCGGGGUGGAGUCCCCGCUGCUGCUGCCGGAGGCGCUGCAGUUCCUGGAGGAGACCCUGAGUGACGAUGACUACGGAACCUGGAAGAGCCUGGGCAAUGCCUGGAACAAGUCCAGGGCCGAGUACCCCAACAGCGCCCAGGUGCCCGCGUAUAUCCCGGUGUUUUCGGACGGCUGGUUGCCCCCCGUGAUGGAGCUCCAGGACGCCCGGCCGCCUGCCUCAGUUUCCCCAGCUCGCUCGCGAUACCCCUCCCGGUCCCUGCCCCCCGCGCAGUCAGCAGGCACCGGCUGGAGGGACAAUCCCGGACACGAAUUCCCCCUCCCCAGCCAGGGGCUGGUGCGAGCCCUGUACGAUUUCCAGGCCAGGAAUUCGCGGGAGCUGAGCGUCAGGAAGGGGGACAUGCUGCAGGUCCUGGACCAGCAGAGGAAAUGGUGGCUGGUGCAGGACGAGCGGGGGGACCGGGGGCACGUCCCUGGCAACAUCCUGGAGCCGCUCCCGGAGCCAGGGCACACGGGGGGCCACAGCGCCACACAGGUGGGUGACAGUCCCCCUUCCCUGCACCCCAAUUCCACGCCGGAGGAGGUGGCAGCCUGGCUGACGGACAAGGGCUUCUCGCGGAUGUAG
Malurus melanocephalus (red-backed fairy wren) is the source of this 1293-nucleotide messenger RNA. RefSeq names its product EPS8 like 3 (gene EPS8L3). The transcript has 11 exons. Gene Ontology annotation, molecular function: actin binding. Bases 1 to 1293 code for a protein of 430 amino acids. Lineage: Eukaryota; Metazoa; Chordata; Aves; Passeriformes; Maluridae. Gene Ontology annotation, biological process: regulation of Rho protein signal transduction; Rho protein signal transduction; positive regulation of ruffle assembly. The record is from RefSeq and is a predicted model, not a curated record. Gene Ontology annotation, cellular component: plasma membrane; ruffle membrane; vesicle.